Messenger RNA from Cooperia oncophora, 285 nucleotides. Lineage: Eukaryota; Metazoa; Nematoda; Chromadorea; Rhabditida; Trichostrongylidae. The record is from the annotation of a GenBank genome assembly.
AUGGCCCGAUGGAAUCUUCAAAUGCACGUCAUGGCAAUGCAUUCGUCUUUUCGACCAUAUAAAUGCCGUUCUUGUGAUUUUCAAGACUAUCGGAAACCCGGAAUGCGAAAACAUUGCAUACUUACCCAUGGAGAGGACAUGGAUCCAGUAGACAUUAGUAACGAUGUGAAAAGAGCGGAAUGGGACAGUGUGAUGCGACGAUGCUUCCCCGAGUUCGGCUAUCGAACCGGAUUUCUAAUCGAUCAGAAAUCAGCUCCAGUUAUUGCCCCAGAGACAUCGUCCUGA